UGGUGGAGCGCCUACCCGAUGUACGCACUCGGCCGCUGGAUGCGCCUCUCUCCGCUGGUCGGCGUGCUGCUCCUCACGACGGUCGGGCUGCUGCCCGCGCUCGGGGACGGGCCCAUGUGGAGCUUGGGCGGCGCCGAGGGGGACGCUUGCAGGGCGGGCGGCUGGUGGCUCAACCUGCUCUACGUGCAGAACCUCUUCGCGCUCGCCGCGCCCGACUCGGCCCUCUGGCGGUGCGAGGGCCACCUCUGGUACCUCGCCAACGACAUGCAGUUCUUCCUCGCCGCGCCCCUCUUCGCGUACCCCCUCGUCACCCGCCCGGCCGCCGGCUGGGCGCUGCUCGCCACCGCUUUGACCGCCUCCACCGCCGCCAACGCGGUCAUCGCCGCCGUCAACGGCUACGCCGCUUCGCCUCUCUUUGACCAGACCUACUUUACGAACGUGUACAUCCAGCCGUGGACGCGCGCCCAGCCCUUCCUCGUCGGCGCCGCCUUCGCCGCCUUUUGGGACCGGCUUCAGGGCGGCGCCGCCCCCCUCGCGCGGCGGCACUCGCCCGCCAGCGCCGCGUCGCACGCCCGCCGAGCCGAUCCGGCGUGGCUGGUGUGGGGGCUCGCCGCCGGCGCGGCGGCGGUGAUGCUCGCCCUCUCCUUCGGCACGCUCGGCCUCUACUCGGCGCUCCCCUCCCCGUGGAGCGAGGCGCAGAACGUGUCGUACAUCGCCCUCUCUCGGCUCGGCUGGCCAGUCGGCCUCUCCGCCGUCGCCUACCUCUGCUUCUCGGGCCAGGCGCCGCUCGUCAACGGCCUCCUCUCCUGGUGGCCGCUGCAGGUCUUCGGCAAGCUCACCUUCGCCGCCUACAUUGUCCACCCCGUCGUCAUGUACGGCGUCAACUACUCGACCACCGCGCCGAUCGAGUUCUCGGACAUCUGGUUCGCAAAGUCUUUCACGAGCUUCCUCGCCUGGGCCUCGCUGCUCGCCCUCCUCCUCUGGCUGCUCGCCGAGAAGCCAGCCGCCAACCUGCUCGCGCUCGCACUCGGACGGCUCGGCCUCAAGGGCUGAGGAGAGGGCGGCGCGCGGGAGCAGGCGAAGCUCUCCUGUCUGUCCGUGUUGAUUACGAGAUGUGUGAGACCACCGUACGUAUGAAGGGGAGAGGGGGGGGGCGCGCGAAUGGAAGCUCGAGAUGUAGCUCUUGUCGGGAGACGAUGUGGUGUGUGGCUGUGGGGGUUUGUGUGCGGCCUCCUCUCGCGCUGCCGCUCCGCGGGCCACCCCCCCUCUCUAGCUCUAGGCGCGGGUAGAAAGGCGCGCCCCGCGCGUACGUGCCCGCAAGCUGAGAUGCCUGUCGAUCUCGAACCUGUACUAGUCUUGUGGUCUCGCGUCUCACACUUCAUUCGUCAC
Emiliania huxleyi CCMP1516 is the source of this 1389-nucleotide messenger RNA. RefSeq lists its product as hypothetical. The annotation marks the transcript as partial. The transcript is spliced from 3 exons. NCBI's taxonomy places the organism in Eukaryota, Haptophyta, Isochrysidales, Noelaerhabdaceae. The record is from RefSeq and is a predicted model, not a curated record.